UUUGUCUUUAAUGGCUUAUUCCCAAGAGUACCAACGGCCAAAACCCCAAUCUUUCUCUCUCCACUCGCUAUGCUUGCGACCAACACACACACUUCCUCCAAAAUUUCAAAAUUCCUAAAAUCUUAAUCGAGUUCUCCCUUUUCCGCUUCUCUCUCAAUCCUUCACCGUCUCACUCUUUUUUCUUUUUUAUUGUUUGGGGGCAAAAGCUCGUGAUUCGUCAUCACUGGAAGACGAAUGGGGGCUCCUAAAGCUUCCAGUCAUGAUGUUAUGCCUGAGAAAAACUUCGAUGAGAGAAUUUUGAAAAAAUGCACAAGUAGGAAAAGGGAUAACAUUGUCCUUAUUGAAGUUGAUUCUGAUGAUUUUGGUGACGUUAUCAUCCUCGACGUACCCGAUUCUUUCCAAAAGAAGUUCAGAAAACGAGCAAAGCUUGUGAUUAACAUUGAUGAUGAAGAUGGUGGUGGAAGCAGUGACGGGGUUUGUCAUACAAAUAGUGACGCGACGACCAGUGAUCAAUGCUUCCCAACAGAGGCAGCUGAUCCCUCAACGACUUCUUAUGAUGUUAAUGGAGAAGAUACACCUGUAAAACUCUCCAAGUCCAAGCGAACCUACCCUGGAAAAAGUAUCCCUAGGAACCAUUGUGGAAUAAGUCUUGAUUCUGAAAGUUGUUCAUCCGAAAGUGACAGCUCCGAUUGUGUGUUAAUGGAAGGGUCUUCAGGAAAGCUACGAGAACAUUGGGAAAAGGCCUCUUUUAGAAGAAGACAGGAUGCUAGCUGCGCUCCUCAUGAUUUUGAAAAUGAAGCUGGCACUUCAGUGCCCAGUCAUCCUGUUCAUGAUUAUGCCGAAGAUGCUGAACCCCCUGUUCAGCAAAGCAAUGUGAGAAAAUGUUCUGUUCAACAAGAUGGUGACAAUGUUUUUGCUGGUUAUCCUGAGAAGUUUUCUGAGGAAAGUAAGGCUUCAGAUCAGGAUUAUGAUCCUAUGGAGAUUGAUGGACACGUUAAUUCUAGCUCCGAUGAAAAAGAAAGAGGUGGUACUUUGUCACCUGAGAGUCCUGUUCAUCAUAAUACUGAGGAGCCUGCAGGUGAUUUUAGGGAUUCUACUGGAAAGCUAGCUGAAGAAUUAAAGUUCCCUCGGCCGGAUUAUGGUGAUAUGACAAAAAAUGAAGUGUGUAGUGUUUAUUCUACUUCUAUAACAAAGGGGCCUUCUGAAGAUGUUGAAAGUGAUCAUGCUGCUUUGAUUGAUAGACAACAAGGUGUUGAAAUAGUUUGUAUGCUACCAGACCAUGAACUCGGCUGUGGAAAUCAAGUAGUGUCUUCCUCUGACCAGAUUAACAUAAUUAUUGAUAGACAGAAGAUCAAGGAGACUGAGGAGUACAAGCAUGCUAUGGAAGAAGAACUUGCAGCAAGGCAGCAGCAGUUGUUAAUUCAGGCUGAAGAAGCACGGAGGCUAAGGAACAGGAAAAAGGCAGAAAAUAUGCGCAUACAGAUGAAUGAAAGAAGACAAAAGGAGCGUGUAGAGGAAAUACGGCAGACACGGAGAAGGGACGAGGAGAACUUGAACCUGAAAGAGAAACAUCGUUCAGAGAUAAAGAUGGAAUUACGUAGAACAGAGGCUAUAUGCAGUGACAUGGCGUCACUACUUCGAUGUUUAGGGAUCCAUGUUGGUGGUGGCCAGUACCCUCCUCCAAAUGAGGUCCAAGCUGCAUAUAAACGAGCUUGUUUAAAAUUCCACCCGGAUAGGAUGUCAACAACUUGCUUACGGCAGCAAGUUGAAGCUGAAGAGAAGUUCAAGCUCAUUUCUAACAUGAAGGAUAAAUUUUUGCAAAAUAGAUGACAAUUCAUCCAUGUUAGUUAUAAGGUAAUUUAGUUAGGCGGGAAAAAGAUAUAUAAUUACUUAUUAUCCCCGGUGUAAUAUUCUCUUAUUUGUUUGUAAUAUCCUCUUAUUUGUUAAUUAUUGAUGUAGGAUUGUCCUAA
This is a messenger RNA of Spinacia oleracea (spinach), 1970 nucleotides long. RefSeq lists its product as uncharacterized. Bases 235 to 1830 code for a protein of 531 amino acids. NCBI's taxonomy places the organism in Eukaryota, Viridiplantae, Streptophyta, Magnoliopsida, Caryophyllales, Amaranthaceae. The record is from RefSeq and is a predicted model, not a curated record. The transcript is spliced from 5 exons.